This is a messenger RNA of Dothidotthia symphoricarpi CBS 119687, 3102 nucleotides long. RefSeq names its product glycoside hydrolase family 2 protein. Gene Ontology annotation, molecular function: beta-galactosidase activity; carbohydrate binding. The transcript has 3 exons. Gene Ontology annotation, biological process: lactose catabolic process. The record is from RefSeq and is a predicted model, not a curated record. NCBI's taxonomy places the organism in Eukaryota, Fungi, Ascomycota, Dothideomycetes, Pleosporales, Dothidotthiaceae. Gene Ontology annotation, cellular component: beta-galactosidase complex. The coding region runs from base 1 to 3102 and encodes 1033 amino acids.
AUGACUCCAAUUUCGCAUCCGACUGAGAAUCCAGACUGGAACAACCUGAGUAUUCUCCACAAGGGUACACUCACCCCGCGUUCGUACUUCCACAACUACAUCUCAGAAGCCGAUGCGCUGGAAUACGAUGUAACAAAGUCGAAAACGCAUAGCCUGUCCGGCACAUGGAAGUUCCAGCAUUCAUACUCGCCAUUCGAGGCCCCAGAAGGCUUCGAGGCGCCCUCCUUUGACUUUUCAAAAUGGAGUGAUAUUACUGUACCCGGUAUGUGGCAGCUGCAGGGCUUUGGAAAGGGUCCUCAGUACACAAAUGUCCAGUACCAGAUUCCAGUUGAUCCUCCGAACGUCUCUUUCACGGAAAAUGAGACCGGUUCGUAUAUACGAAACUUCUGUGUUCCGGAGGCCCUGAAAGAUGGUCAAAUUCGCCUCAGGUUUGAAGGUGUCGAUGCUGCUUUCCACGUUUGGGUGAAUGGAAAAGAGGUUGGGUACUCCCAGGGAAGCAGAAACCCGGAUGAGUUUGAUGUGACAGACGUAGUCAACAAGCAUGGUGAGAAUACUCUUGCGGUUAGAGUGUACCAGCUCUGCGAUGGAACGUACAUUGAAGAUCAAGAUCAAUGGUGGUUGAGUGGCAUCUUUCGCGAUGUACUCCUGGUUGGAUUUCCAAGUGAAACUCGCAUCGACAAUGUAUUCACACAAACCCUCCUGGAUUCCAAGUACACAAACGCCGAGCUCAAGGUCAAAGUCAGUGCAGUCGGAUCUGGCAAAAUUACCGUCAAGCUCUUAGAUUCCAAGAAGAACGUUGUCAUCUUAGCGGAUUCAGAUGUGAGUAACAAACCUACCACGGAAUUCAGUAUCGCUGUAGAGAAUCCUCUGAAGUGGACUGCCGAGUCACCCAACCUCUACCACCUGGUCGUGUCACUUGGAGAGCAGUACGUCGUUCAUCGUGUCGGCUUCCGCCAAGUCGAAAUGAAAGACGGGUUGAUCAAAGUCAAUGGCAAGAGGGUCGUCUUCCGCGGCGUCAACCGUCACGAGCAUCAUCCCGAAUUUGGAAGAGCUGUGCCAUUUGAAUUCAUGAAGAAGGAUCUCCUCACGAUGAAGCGCCACAAUGUGAAUGCCAUCCGCACAUCCCAUCAGCUGAACGACCCGCGUUUGUAUGACCUAGCAGAUGAGAUGGGUUUCUGGGUCAUUGACGAGGCGGAUCUGGAAUGCCACGGUUUCGAAUGCAUUGCCGAUGCUUCACUCACUGCUGAUGAGCGAGCAUUGGAGUUCCGCAAACGCCAGCUUCUCACAAGAGAGAAGGCCGCUGAGUGGACUACAAACAAUCCAGACUGGACCCACGCGUAUGUCGAUCGUGCUGAGUAUCUGAUCAAGCGAGAUCAGCUGCACCCCUCCGUUAUUAUAUGGAGUCUGGGUAACGAGGCCUUCUUCGGCCAGAACUUCAAGGCUAUGUACGACCACAUCAAGGCAUACGACGACAGCAGACCAAUCCACUACGAGGCGGAUAUCGAGGCGGAGACCAUGGACAUGUACUCGAGGAUGUAUCCGCCAAUCGACGAGAUUAUCAAGUUUGCCGAGGACAAGAGCAAGACAAAGCCACUCGUGCUUUGCGAGUUUAUCCACGCCAUGGGUAACGGACCUGGUAAUAUCAAAGAAUACAUUGAUGCGUUUUACAAGUACCCCACGCUGCAAGGUGGCUUUGCGUGGGAAUGGGCAAACCACGGGCUGUUGACUAAAGACAAGCAAACGAAAGAGGAGUUCUACGCAUACGGAGGCGAUUUUGGUGAAGAAGUGCAUGAUUCAACAUUUGUCAUGGAUGGGCUGGUGAACUCUGACCAUGCACCCAAUGCGGGUCUGAUUGAGUACAAGAAAGCCAUCGAGCCCGUGCAGCUGACGGAGGCGAGCAAGACGAAGGCGAAGUUCAUCAACCGAUACGAUUUUAUCACGCUGGACCAUUUGAGCCUGCAGUACUCCACUGUCUCGGAGGCUGAUACUGAGUUGAAAACUGGCUCCCUAGACAUUCCGUCUGGUGUCGCACCAGGCGAGACGUUUGAAGUCGAUCUUCCGGAAGUUCCGGGUGGUGAUGGUGAAGUUCUCCUCAACUUCUCCUUCAGGCUGAAAGAGGAAACUCCAUACCUCGAGAAAGGGUUUGAAGUUGCUACCGCACAAACUUCUGUCACGGCGAUCGCCCCUCUACAAAAGCCUUCGCCUUCCAACAAGGCACUGGAAAUCACCACCUCCAGAAAUGUUCUCGAGAUCACCACGGAGAAAUCAGCAUGGAAGUUCAACACCCUCCACGGUACCCUCACAUCCUGGGUCCAGAACUCCACUGAGCUCAUUUCAAAAGCUCCCGAGAUAGACUUCUUCCGCGCACCGACUGACAACGAUAUUCCCCAAGACGGCUGGGACUGGAAGGAACGCUACUUGCACCUUGCCCAACCUUCCACCCGCAAGGUCUCCUGGUAUCAGUCCGGCGCCGAUGAGCUCAAAGUCGUUGUCGCCCAACGCGUCGCACCCCCAAUCCUAUCAUGGUCCAUUGACUGCACUCUCGUGUAUACAUUCCUCGCCACAGGCACUCUAACUAUAACCGUGGCCGGUUCGCCAAGAGGAGAGAAUCUGCCCCGCACACUGCCUCGCAUCGGCCUCGUCAUGGAGCUGCCCGCCUCCUUCGAGUCAGUAACAUGGUUCGGCCGUGGCCCAGGCGAAUCCUAUCGCGACAGCAAACUCUCACAGCACAUUGGGAAGCACACAUCCUCCAUCGACGGGAUGUGGGUCGACUACGAAGUGCCGCAGGAAAGUUCAAACCGCACUGACACGCGCUGGGUGGCGGUGUCGAGCGGCACAACGGGCUUGCAUGUGCAGUUUGUUGAGAAGGGCGGCGAGCAACGCAGGCCGUUUGAUUUCCAGGUCAGCCGGUACCGCAUGCGGGACGUUGCCAAGGCGGGGCAUCCGCAUGAGUUACGGAAGAUGAAGAGGGAGGAAGUGGUGCUGAGGCUGGACUGGGCGCAUCACGGGCUGGGGAGUGGGAGUUGCGGGCCCAAGACGCUGCCCGAGUAUGCGCUGCUGACGGAGGCGUUUACGUUUGAGGUGUUGCUGCAGGGCUUGUGA